UGAGUGACUGAAGGCGGGUGCGCAGCACAGAGUCAAAGUUUCACGCGCAGCUGUUGGAGUUUGCACGGUUCCCAUCUUCUUCCUGUCCUAUCGGCAGGACUUUAACGUUCACGCAUUCACGCACAGGGUUACACAAAAGUAAUUCGCAAAGCCACACAAAGUCAGCCAGAUAUCAGCAAAGCAGCCAACCAGCCAGCAAGGAAGCCGGUCAUAAAGCCAGUCACAGAGCCAGCCAGGCGGCGAUCAGCGAACCAGCGAGCCACGAAGCCAACCACAAAGAAAACUCUCGGUGACAAAGCAAGCCAGGCAGUCAGCCAGCCAGAUUCAAGAAACAGCGAGCCACCAAGCCCGCUCACUAACAUACCACAGAUUAAACAUGCCUGCCGACUACAACGGCUACUGGGCCAUGGUGAGCAACGAGAGCUUUGAGGACUACAUGAAGGCGCUGGACAUCAACGUGGCCAUACGCAAGAUUGCGAAUCUGUUGAAAAUUGACAAGGAAAUCACGCAAACGGGCGAUCGCAUGGUCAUCCGCACCAUCAGCACCUUCCGCAACUACAUCAUGGAUUUCACCAUCGGUCAGGAGUUUGAGGAGGACCUGCGUGGCCUGGAUGACCGCAAGUGCAUGACGACCGUGUCGUGGGAGGGCGACCGCUUGGUGUGCGUGCAGCGCGGGGAGAAGCAGAACCGUGGCUGGACCCACUGGAUCGAGGGAGACCACCUCCACCUGGAGAUCCGCGUGGAGGGAGUGAAGUGCAAGCAGAUCUUCAAAAAGACCAAGUAAAGCAACAGCGAUGCUUCGUUUCCAAGGCCAUUGGGAACUGUGCUGGCCCAAUUCCCACACCUGACCGGGCCUAGGAAUCCAGAUUUAUACGGCAUCCCAACCAGGCUCAUGUGCCCCCAGGCUCUCCGUAUGUGCAACACACUUAAUUUGGGUGGCAGCGUAGCACAGUGGUAACACUUGUGCCUCAGAGCAAGAAGAUCCUGGGUUCAAUUCCUGACUCGGGUACCUUGCUGUGUGGAUUUUGUAUGUGUUCCCUCUGUUGUGCAUGGGUUUCAUUCUGAUUCUUCAGUUUUCUCCCACAGGUAAAUAGCCUCAUAAAAUGUCACAGGAUCCUCCUGAAAUGAGUCCUCAGUUAUCUUAGGUAAUUAGUAAUCAUUAUAAUUAUUGUAUUCAGACCGACCCUGGAACCAGUGUUGGCCUCGCGGUGGCAAUGUGGAAAUGAGAGCUGUUCUGCGUGAUGUAAACAUUAUUUAAACUUCCUGGUCACAUUACGAUUUUAAAACGUAUGGCUCAUGGGUGAUGGAAAGUGAGAACACGUGGUGUUUCUGGGCCACAUAUGCGGUGUCCCUGGGCCAGAAGCUCCAACUAAUUAUGGAAACGAUGCAUGAAUAAGCUCAGAAGCUCACCCAGGCUCACACACAGACAUAGACAGAAAGACAGAAUUCCUCCAUGUAACCUUAACAGACAAUUGUGGCAAGUGCUGUUAGCGGGCACCUGUGAAUGUCGGCAUGACACACGAGCCGGUGGGUGGCCAGUACCGAGACUGACCACCAUUGUCUCCACGGUGUUGAUGUUUAAACCUAGGGGAGGCUCAGUACCAUUACAAAUAAUCACCGUUGAUGUUAACCGUGACUGGCAAUUGAACUCGGGUUCCUGACGCAACGCGGUAAACAACUCUGAACAACCCCCUGCUGGAUGAAGGCCUUCCCAAGCUGCCGCCACCUCUCAUGAUAUUGUGUAGCAACAAUCUAAAAUAAACACAUUUUGUCCAGGAGUUGAGGAUAUAGUUCUUAAAUAAUGCAUUGCAACUUGUAUUGCUUUAGUAUACCAAGUUAAACGCACAAACUACGGAACUUUUCUCGUAAGGUGUUUGAUGCAACGAGUUCCAGUACUUUGAAGCUAGGCCUUGUUUAAUAGGUGCUUGCUAAUAAUACUUGCUCCAUCAUAAUCGUCCAGUGUUGUAAUUCUUAGUGCAGCUUAACAUCACGAUCUUUGUUGUUGUGUGUCGUAAAACACUUUGCUGCUUCUGCUGCAUGAGCUAAGCACAGUGUAAUUAAAUCAUGAAGGAGAACGUGU
This is a messenger RNA of Petromyzon marinus (sea lamprey), 2080 nucleotides long. It is a transcript of the gene RBP1, whose product is annotated as retinol binding protein 1. The record is from RefSeq and is a predicted model, not a curated record. Gene Ontology annotation, molecular function: lipid binding. Lineage: Eukaryota; Metazoa; Chordata; Hyperoartia; Petromyzontiformes; Petromyzontidae.